GAAUCGAAUGAUUAGGUAACAACUUGAAAGUACUUAGUUACCUGGACGGCAAUAGGGACUGGUAGCGAGUCUCUUGUGUCUGCCCAAAAGUUAGCCUGUAGGAAUGCAGCAUACAACCACUGCCACCAGCCCCGAACGCGCGCCAUCGUCGCCUCAGCUAUCAUAAAACUAUUUGUACAAAGAGCACGCUGGGUCGCUCGAAUCGCUUGUUCCCAGCGCAUGAAUACCGACUAAGGUUAGGUACUCCAACAGCAUGUGAGAACCUACCCUUCCUCACACCUCUACAUACGUCGAAUGAGGCCGAGCUAUGAACAAUGAUUCCUCCCCGACCUUGCCGGCGGACCGUCCUUUGCUUCCCAACCAGCACCACGGGGGCGACACCAACAUUCACCAGAGCAGUACCCAGUCCCCCGAGCCCGAGCGUCGACAAAAUGAUUCCUCCAGUCCGCAGAGCCUAUCCCUCUCACCAUCGGCGAAGGAAGGCCUUACUAAGAAGUUGGAUUUCCUAACACAUCUGUCUCUCAACUUGGACACCUUGGUGUAUGCUGAGUUGUGUAUAUUGUACUAUAUGGACUGCUCCUUUUUCCGUUUACUCUUACGAUGGAUGGCGCAAACGCUGUUUGCCAGCCCCAAGACCGAAGAUACCGUUCUGAUCGUGCCUAACUAUCACGUUUCUGCCAUUGUCGCGCCCAAUCUUCUAUGCAUGUUCCUACAUUUAAUAUCUUCGCCUCUCCAGGCUGGAGAAGCGUCACGGGGUUACCUACAUGGCGGCAUCCUUGUUGAUUUCAUUGGGCAAACGGCACCAUCCUCACGGUUCACCUUGAUCGUGCUUGACGUGGUUAUCCUGGUGAUCCAGUGUUUCAUGCUCACAGUGAAUAUAGAGAAGGAGAGGAUUAGAGCCGUGAUAAAACCACCACGAGCCAACGCGAACACAGGCGGUGUUGUCGCCGUGCCAGUUACAGGCCAAGAUCACGAUUCGGAAGAACGUGGGGUUGUCAGAGAUGCCCCUGAAAUGGAUGAAGUAAAUGAGACGGCCAACGUUGAAAUGCGUCCUCUGGGAGACCAUACUGGCGGUGGGAUUAGCGAUAGUGAACCUGCAGGCAGAGAAGGAGUUAGAUUCCUUAGGCAGUCAGGGGUCCGGCGCCACGGUCGUCUUGAUGGAUUCACGGAUGUUUUGUGGUCGGGAAAUGCUAUCAUCGGGAAUUUUCACAUUCCUCGGUCUCUGCGGAAUGCUUGGCAUAGCACGGGAAAUACCCCGGAAAGCGCAGCUGCCUAUGCCUUACAGAAUGUCGGAUAUAAUGCGACGCUUGCCGCAUUGGCAGCUCAAAGAAGAGCGAGAUUGAGCGCAGCACAGCCAAGGCAAUCGUGACACUACUAGGAGGAUUGUUGUACAAAAUUAUAGGAUAUUGUAUGGUUAACUACGCGACCUUUCUGCUCACAUUUCCUAGACCCGAACCUUUAACGCCGAUGAUAAUGUCGUCUGUGUCAU
Molecule: messenger RNA, 1489 nt
Organism: Xylaria bambusicola
Lineage: Eukaryota; Fungi; Ascomycota; Sordariomycetes; Xylariales; Xylariaceae
Product: DUF1746-domain-containing protein
Exons: 2
Coding region: 308-1369 (353 amino acids)
Biological process (GO): SREBP signaling pathway; protein processing
Cellular component (GO): Dsc E3 ubiquitin ligase complex
Source: RefSeq, a predicted model, not a curated record